Erinaceus europaeus (western European hedgehog) is the source of this 589-nucleotide messenger RNA. Its product is annotated as keratin-associated protein 19-3-like. Bases 45 to 290 code for a protein of 81 amino acids. NCBI's taxonomy places the organism in Eukaryota, Metazoa, Chordata, Mammalia, Eulipotyphla, Erinaceidae. The transcript has a single exon. The record is from RefSeq and is a predicted model, not a curated record.
UUAGAUAACUACCUACAGCACUAAGCCUAACACACCCGAACAUCAUGAGCUACUACGGUAACUACUAUGGCAGCCUGGGCUACGGCUAUGGCGGCUUCAAAGGCCUGGGCUCUGGCUACGGCUGUGGCUGUGGCACCUUCAGCAAACUGGGCUGGGGCAGUGGCUUUGGAGGCUAUGGCUAUGGCUCUGGUUAUGGAGGCUACGGCUAUGGCUCUGGUCAUGGAGGCUAUGGGUAUGGCUGCUGUCGUCCAUCCUGCUUUGGAAGAUACUGGUCUUCUAGAUUCUACUGAAUAAACACUUGAAAGAGUGAGAUAUGUGGACUCAAUCAUCUGCAAGGGUAUUUCUUCUAUCAGCUGAUUCCCAUCAUCCACAUACUGUGUUUAUCCUGUUCUGAUAGUUAAGCUGAAGCUGGAUCACUUGGCUUCUGUCAGUAAUGAGACUUAAAGCUUAAUCAACUAGAUGUUGAUGUUUGAAGAACAACAUUCCUCAGGGUUCCUCUCCUACAAAGUAUGGGAACUCAUUCCAGUCUAAUAGGUCUUUGCCUUUCAAUAUCUGUUACCUAAUAAUAAACUUCCUCUGGCGUUGCAAA